This is a messenger RNA of Huiozyma naganishii CBS 8797, 1404 nucleotides long. RefSeq names its product putative hydrolase (gene LPL1). The coding region runs from base 1 to 1404 and encodes 467 amino acids. Lineage: Eukaryota; Fungi; Ascomycota; Saccharomycetes; Saccharomycetales; Saccharomycetaceae. Gene Ontology annotation, molecular function: monoacylglycerol lipase activity. The record is from RefSeq and is a predicted model, not a curated record. The transcript has a single exon.
AUGAGUUCUGAUAAGCAUCUUUUCGUGCUCGUGCACGGUCUUUGGGGCACGCACAAGCACAUGGAGCCCAUGGAGGAGGUGUUCCGGGACGUUAUCCCGAAGGAUGAAGGUAUCAUCUAUUUUGCACCCCGGCAGAACGCGAAGUUCAAGACGUUUGACGGGAUUGAGAUCAUUGGGUAUCGGACGCUGAUCGAGCUGUGUCAUUUCAUCAAGUCGUACGAUGGUCCCGGGAAGAUCACAAAGAUAAGCAUCGUGGGUUAUUCCCUUGGUGGGUUGAUUGCUCGGUUUCUUGUCGGGAAGUGUUUUAGUGACUGCAAGGAGUUAUUCAAGGGGAUAGAGCCGCAGCUUUUCAUCACUGUGGCAAGUCCGCAUCUAGGUAUCGACUUCUACAACAGGAGCGGUCUCUGGAGAGGCUGGCUGUUGAACCCCUUUUUGAAGUUUCUGGGGACGACUUUCCUCGGUAAGAGCGGUAGAGAAUUGUUCAUUACAAAUGGGUAUAACGAUAUUCUUGUCAGGUUGAGUCAGGAGAGCUAUUUGGAGAAUCUGAAAUUGUUCAAGCACAGAGUUGUGUUUGGCAAUGUGAAAAAUGAUAGGACCGUGGCGUUCUACACGGCAAUCAUCUCGGACUGCGAUCCGUUCAUAGAAACGAACAAUAGGGUGCGGUAUGUGUUUGAGGAAAACAUCCCGGACUCGGAUUCGUUCACCUCGAGGAUCUUCCCCAGAAUCGUAGAUUUGAACCGGCUGGACAAAAGGGUCGCUAUCGGCAACAAUAGAGCCCCAGACAAGCGACUAAAGAUCACGUUUCAAAACGUCAUGCUAAUAUUCCUAAUGAUGACUCUUGUCUUGCCCAUUGCCCUUGUAUUGAACCUCUGCGGUACUCUGUACAGUUACUGGACGACAAGGAAGUACAGAAACAUGUUCCAGGACGACAAGCUCCCCGAUAUAGUGAGGGAACAGCUCGGCCUCUCGGACCAACUACAAAGAUACGUGAGCAAUACGUACCAGUCGAUUAUAGACGAGAACAACGCGAACGGAACGAACGGUGACGAUACGGAUGAUUUGAGGUCAGCGGAUGGCGACUUACAAAAAAUCCGGUCUGCGAGUUUGACUUCCCGUGAGAACAUCGAACUUUGGGACAAUUUCGUGGAGAAGUACACACAUAUAGGUGACCGGGACCAACAUUGGCUGUCCGAGUUUGACCGACUACCGCUGGAUGAGAAGCGGCGACAGAUAUUUCGAAACCUGUCUACCGUUGAAUGGAUUAGAGUCCCCAUGUACAUCAAAUCGAUAAACGCGCACGGCGGGAUCGUCGCAAGAAGGGGGAUCAAUGAGAAAACGCCGGCAACGAGUCUCGCAGGGUUGCAAUUCGAGGCGAAACUGAUAAAAUACCUGUUACACAAGUGA